Molecule: messenger RNA, 1200 nt
Organism: Hyla sarda
Lineage: Eukaryota; Metazoa; Chordata; Amphibia; Anura; Hylidae
Product: EPM2A-interacting protein 1-like
Exons: 2
Coding region: 62-448 (128 amino acids)
Molecular function (GO): protein dimerization activity
Source: RefSeq, a predicted model, not a curated record
CCCAGCCUAAGCCCAGCUUUCUCAGACAAACCUCUGCCCUGUCCCAACAUGCAAGGUACUCAUGGACUCGGGCACACCAUUCAGUAGUAUUAAGUAUAAUGAUGCCAUUGCAAAACUACAGAAAGAAUUUGAUGACAGGUUUGCAGACUUCAAGACACACACAGCUAAGUUCAUGGAGGUGAAUGGAAAUCUAGACGAGCUUGGACAAUUUAUGAGAGAAUUGCCCAUCAGCUUUCCUGAGAUUUCUAGGAUGUUACAGCGGAUCAUGUGCCUUUUUGGGAGUACCUAUCUAUGUGAAAAGCUCUUCUCCACCAUCAACUUUAAUAAGUCAAAGUUCAGGGCCAAAAUUACUUAUGAGCAUCUUCAAGCCAUAUUGAGGGUCUCGGUUGCUUCCUCACUCAAGCCAAAUGUUGCUGAGCUGUGUAGGAAGCGCUACAAGCAGGAGUAAAAUGACAGACACCAGGCGAAAACCUGAAGGACCCCAUUGGCAGACACCAGGCGAAAACCUGAAGGACCCCAUUGGCAGACACCAGGCGAAAACCUGAAGGACCCCAUUGGCAGACACCAGGCGAAAACCUGAAGGACCCCAUUGGCAGACACCAGGCGAAAACCUGAAGGACCCCAUUGGCAGACACCAGGCGAAAACCUGAAGGACCCCAUUGGCAGACACCAGGCGAAAACCUGAAGGACCCCAUUGGCAGACACCAGGUGAAAGCCUGAAGGGCCUCAAAGGGGUCAUUUAGGCUCAGUUAUGAAGCAGACCAUCCAGCUCUGAGCGAGAACUGAGCGAGGACUGGACCGAUAGUACUGUAUGAUGGCAGGAGCCUUGGGUGGAUGGCACAUGUCAAGUAAUCCUGAUCUUUUCAGUAGACUAAGCCCCAAUGAGUGUAAUAGUAAGAGUGAUCUAUUACUGGGCUAUAUAUGUGUAGAUCACCAUAGAAAAUAUGGAAUCCAAAUGCAGUCUUAACAAUGUCAUGGAUAUAUUGCAGAUGUGCUGCUGCAUAAACAACAAUAAAAUACUGUUGCAAAUUUUAAAGGGGUACUCCGAUUUGGAAAAACUUAUCCCCUAUUCACAAGGUAUAAGUGUCUGAUUGCAGGGAAUGGCUUUGGGAGGGGAAGCAACUAUUGGGACACACCCUGCAAUCUCCGGAAUUCUGCCCUGUCAGGGGUCUUUCCCCCUGAAUGCUCUGGACCCCACCU